Messenger RNA from Condylura cristata (star-nosed mole), 1215 nucleotides. It is a transcript of the gene PNPLA5, whose product is annotated as patatin-like phospholipase domain containing 5. The record is from RefSeq and is a predicted model, not a curated record. The transcript is spliced from 9 exons. NCBI's taxonomy places the organism in Eukaryota, Metazoa, Chordata, Mammalia, Eulipotyphla, Talpidae. The coding region runs from base 1 to 1215 and encodes 404 amino acids.
AUGGCCCAGGACCGGUGGCCCGGGACGCCCUGGGUGCCGGUCGGCACAGUCUCCCGGCUGGGCCUCACCAGAACCUGGUGGGUCUACCUGACCCAGGUCGAGGCCCCAGCCCGAACAGCCCGCCGCCGGACAGCCGGACAGCCGGACAGCGUCACGGCGACACGCCCGCCCCGAACCUGUCAGCCUCCCGUCCUCCGGAGCCCCAACGUCAUCGUCACCGACUUCGCCACCCGGGAGGAGCUCAUCCAGGCCUUGGUCUGCACCUUGUUCUUUCCUUUCUACUGCGGGAUGAUCCCCCCUGAGUUCAGAGGGCAGAGGGAACCAGGCAGGGAGCUGUUAGUCACCUACCGAGCACUAGCGACACCAGGAUUUGAACCCUGGGCCAGGUCGCAGGCUCUGGGCUCUGACCAACCACCGGAGAGGGGGCGGGAGCAGACAAGGCUGGGGAGGGCAGGAAGCGUCCUGGUGGUCCACCGGGCGGCCAGCACGUUCCUAGGGCUGGACGUGGGAGGGACAGAGCCGGGAGACCCCAGGGGCGCUGACCGGCCACGUCCCCCGCCCCCUGACCCAGGACUGACCAAGGAGCCAGUGCUGCGGAUGCUGGUGCCUGAGCAGUGCCCAGCCCCUGCCCCCGCCCUGGACGCUGGCGGCGACGGAGGCCAGCAGGCGCGGCCAUCGCUCGACUGGACCGUGCCCAGUGUACUCAUCAGGGAUGUGCCCAACUUCGAGCAGCUCUCGCCAAAGCUGGAGGCUGCUCUGCGCAAGUCGUGCACGAGGGACCCCAGCCCCUGGGCCCGCUUCUGCCGGUCCGGCCCCGGCCGGGCGCUGACCUACCUGCUGCUGCCCUGCACGCUGCCUCUCCAGUACGUCUACUUCCGGGGCAGAAGGCUGGUGCUGUGGCUGCCGGACGCGCCCAGUGACCUGUGGUGGGUGCAGAGCUCCCUGCGGCGCUCGGCCCUCUGGCUCUACUCCAGGACCAAGGCCCAGGUCUGCGGGGCUGGCCAGCUCGCCAGACCCUGCCAGCCCGGGGCAGCCCGUCCCGGGGACCUGGCCAAGGAGCUCAGACCCGCCCCUCGGGGCGGCCCACGCUGUGGGCUGCACCCGGCCGUGGCACGCUCGCUCGCAGGCACCUCCAGCAGCCGGAGGAUGCGCAUCAGAUGGCAGCGCAUCAGAUGGCAGCCGGGUGUGGGCGCCUCCUGGAGAUCCUUUCCCUGA